AUGAAGUGCCUUCGGUGGGCAGGGAACAUGACCAACGCCCUGCAGACGGCUGCCAGAACGCUGAGGACGCUCGACUCGUUCAACACCCCAGAGCGGGAGUACUCUGAGCUCGCCGAGCAGCUGAGCAUCAUCAAGGAGGCCCUCCGAGACUUCUGGGGCGUAACGCUGGACUCGUGCAGCACGGCCCUGCGGCGACUAGAGCAGGUGGACAAGCUGGAGGCGCUGUCGGAGACCUGCAGCACGGCGUCUGGCUGCGCCUCCGAGGCGUCAAGCGAGGCGGACUGCGACAGCCCCAGGGGCUGCAGAAGCUGCGAGGCGCCUUCCGCGUCACCAGAUCUCGCCGACGAGAUCUGCAAGGGCGGGAGGCCGUGCUCACCGAGCGGCGCGUGGACCGCCCUCAUGCAUUGGGCGUGA
Molecule: messenger RNA, 414 nt
Organism: Prorocentrum cordatum
Lineage: Eukaryota; Dinophyceae; Prorocentrales; Prorocentraceae
Source: the annotation of a GenBank genome assembly